AUGGCGGAACAGCAGCAGUUCUACCUCUUGCUGGGGAACCUUAUGAACGCUGACAACAAUGUCAGGAAACAGUCAGAGGAAACUUAUGACAAUAUCCCAGGCCAGAACAAAAUCACAUUCCUGCUGCAGGCCAUCAGAGAUGCAUCAGCUGCAGAGGAGGUCAGGCAAAUGGCGGCGGUGCUGCUGCGGCGGCUGCUGUCGUCCUCCUUUGAGGAAAUCUAUCCAGGUUUGACGCUGGCGAUGCAGACGGCCAUCAAGACGGAGCUUCUGUCCAGCAUCCAGCAGGAGGCGUCGCCAAACAUUCGCAAGAAGGUCUGCGACAUCGCAGCUGAGCUCUGCCGCAACCUCAUUGAUGAUGAUGGGAAUAACCAGUGGCCAGAAGUACUCAAGUUCCUCUUCGACUCUGUGAAUUCUGAUGACAUUGGCCUGCGAGAAGCUGCCCUUCACAUAUUCUGGAACUUCCCAGGAAUCUUCGGCAACCAGCAGCAGCACUACCUGGAAGUUAUCAAGCGCAUGCUUGUUCAGUGCAUGCAGGACCAAGCAAACUCGCAUAUUCGUACCCUGGCAGCUCGGGCAGCGGCAUCGUUUGUUCUGUCCAACGAAAGCAACACAGCUCUGCUGAAGCAUUUUGCCGACUUGUUGCCUGGAAUCCUGCAGGCAGUGAAUGAGUCAUGUUACCAAGGAGACGACUCUGUGCUGAAGUCUUUGGUGGAGAUCGCAGAUACGGCCCCCAAGUACCUGAGACCCAACCUGGAGGCGACGCUGCAGCUCUGCCUGAAGCUGUGUGCUGACGCAAACCUGACCAACAUGCAGAGGCAGCUGUCCUUGGAGGUCAUCGUCACGCUAUCGGAGACGGCGGCGGCCAUGCUGAGGAAACACACAGCUAUCGUAGCGCAGAGCGUUCCCCAGAUGCUGACCAUGAUGGUGGAUCUCGAAGACGACGAUGAGUGGGCCAUGGCUGACGAACUAGAGGAUGAUGACUUUGACAGCAACGCUGUGGCUGGGGAGAGCGCCCUCGACAGAAUUGCCUGCGGUUUGGGAGGGAAGAUCAUUUUGCCCAUGAUCAAACAGCACAUCAUGCAGAUGCUGCAGAACCCUGACUGGAAGUACCGUCAUGCUGGGUUGAUGGCUCUGUCUGCUAUCGGAGAAGGUUGCCACCAGCAGAUGGAGGCCAUUCUUCAAGAGAUAGUCAGCUUCGUCCUCCUGUUCUGCUCCGAUCCACACCCAAGAGUCCGCUACGCUGCCUGCAACGCCAUUGGACAGAUGGCCACAGACUUCGCUCCAACCUUUCAAAAGAAGUUCCACGAUAAGGUUAUCUCGGCUCUGCUGCAGACGAUGGAGGAUCAGAGUAACCCGCGGGUCCAGGCGCACGCAGCAGCUGCGCUCAUCAACUUCACAGAAGACUGCCCCAAAUCCCUGCUGAUUCCGUACCUGGACAGCCUGGUGCAGCACCUUCAUGUCAUCAUGGUGGCCAAGCUGCAGGAGCUGAUCCAGAAAGGAACCAAGCUUGUCCUGGAGCAGGUGGUGACGUCCAUCGCCUCGGUGGCCGACACAGCCGAGGAGAAGUUUGUGCCGUACUAUGAUCUCUUCAUGCCCUCGCUCAAGCACAUCGUGGAGAACGGCGUGCAGAAAGAGCUGCGGCUGCUGCGGGGGAAGACGAUAGAGUGCAUCAGUCUGAUCGGUCUGGCUGUUGGCAAGGAGAAGUUCAUGCCGGACGCCUCUGCAGUGAUGCAGCUGCUCCUUAAAACCCAGACGGACUUUAACGACCUCGAAGACGACGAUCCUCAGAUUUCCUACAUGAUAUCAGCCUGGGCCAGGAUGUGCAAGAUCCUGGGGAAGGAGUUUCAGCAGUAUCUUCCUGUGGUGAUGGGGCCCUUAAUGAAAACCGCCUCCAUCAAACCCGAAGUGGCUCUCCUCGACACUCAGGACAUGGAGAACAUAUCUGAGGAGGAGGGAUGGGAGUUUGUGAACCUGGGAGACCAGCAGAGUUUUGGAAUAAAGACAGCUGGCCUGGAGGAGAAGGCCACUGCCUGCCAGAUGCUGGUGUGUUAUGCCAAAGAGCUGAAGGAGGGUUUUGUGGAGUACACAGAGCAGGUGGUGAAGCUCAUGGUUCCUCUGCUGAAGUUUUACUUUCACGAUGGUGUGAGAGUGGCUGCGGCCGAGUCCAUGCCACUGCUGCUGGAGUGCGCCCGGGUUCGGGGACCAGAGUACCUCACCCAGAUGUGGCACUUCAUGUGCGACGCGCUCAUCAAGGCCAUCGGCACGGAGCCCGACUCGGACGUCCUUUCUGAAAUCAUGCAUUCUUUUGCCAAGUGUGUUGAGCUGAUGGGAGACGGCUGUUUGAACAAUGAGCAUUUUGAGGAGCUGGGUGGCAUCCUUAAAGGGAAACUGGAAGAGCACUUUAAAAACCAGGAGCUCAGGCAAGCCAAAAGACAAGAUGAAGACUACGAUGAGCAGGUGGAGGAAACCCUACAGGAUGAGGAUGAGAACGAUGUGUAUAUCCUGACCAAAGUGUCGGACGUCCUGCACUCUGUGUUCAGCAGCUACAAGGAGAAGAUCUUGCCUUGGUUCGAGCAGCUGCUGCAGCUCAUCGUCCAGCUAAUAUGUCCCAACAGGCCAUGGGCCGACAGGCAGUGGGGUCUGUGCAUCUUUGACGAUGUGAUCGAACACUGCAGCCCCUCCUCUUUCAAGUACGCAGAGUAUUUCUUGCGGCCGAUGCUUCAGUCGCUUUGCGACACGAGCGCCGAGGUUCGGCAGGCCGCUGCUUAUGGCGUCGGUGUCAUGGCUCAGUAUGGCGGCGACAGCUAUCGUCCUUUCUGCACAGAGGCCCUCCCCCUGCUGGUCGCCGUCAUUCAGGCGGCUGAUUCUCGGUCAAAGGAGAACGUAAACGCCACAGAGAACUGUAUCUCGGCGGUCGGGAAGCUCAUGAGGUUCCGGCCGGAGUGUGUGAACGCCAACGAGGUUCUUCCCCAUUGGCUUAGCUGGCUGCCGCUCAAAGAAGACAAGGAAGAGGCCGUUCACACGUUUGACUUCCUGUGCGACCUCAUUGAAAGCAACAACCCAAUUGUCCUCGGGCCAGAAAACUCCAACCUCCCUAAAAUUUUCCUCAUCAUAGCCGAUGGCGUCGCAAAUGAAUCUGUUAAAACUGAAGAUGCCUGCACCAAACGGCUCGCAAACGUCAUCCGUCAAGUACAGGUAUCUGCAGGAUUAUGGACGCAGUGCGUUUCCACCCUGAACGAGACGCAGCAGAAAGCCAUCCAGGACCUCCUGAACACCGCCUGAAGCUGGACCUGUCGCCCUGUCAUCUUCCUUUCCGUUCUCCAAAAUGCCCAUGAAGAAACGUAGAGCUCUUGGAUCUCUUCCAUACACUCCCUGACCUCCCUCCUGCUCUGUAGUGUAUGGAUGCCAGAUUCACCCUCAUCUUCACCUUCGCCUGACUAACAUAAAAAAACCGAAGCUCAGCUAACUGGUGGGGGGGAGCAGGUUAGAUCUUUGCGAUGGGAGGACAUUGGCCACCAACCUUAAAGACUUUCUUCCUCUACUCAAGGAAGUGAGAAUAAAAGUUAAGCUGUUGCCCCGUCUCUUAUCUGGAUGCUUUCUUUCCAGCCAUUCCCCAACUUGUCUUGCUUCUCCACCCAGGGGGGUCUCAAAGUCACCCAACUCAUUGGACUGCAGACACGAGGGUGGCAGGACAUUAUUCUGGACUGAGCUGCUCAAAGAGGUGGAAAUGCACACUGGGCAACCACUGCCUGUGUCCUGUGAAAUUUCUUUUUGUAUUUCUUUUUCUCGUUCCGUGUUCAGUCGCCUGAAAGGGGGAGGAAUGGCCUCCGUCUCCCAUGGUUGACCAGAUGUAUUUGAAACCGGCAUGUUAAGUGGCUAGCUCAAGAAAAUACAAAUGGUUAGGUUAUUUGCAUCAUUUGACGUCUGGGAAGCGGUUUUCCUUAAUUGAACUGUUCUCGGACCCUUCGGGUAGCAGACGAAAGACGGGGGUGGUUCUUCAGAGACUCGUUCUGUAGUUGGUUGACGCCUCGAAGCAAGUUGACUGUAAAAAGAGUGCGACCUUAACUCCUGACCUUCUGGUUUUGACCCUUUGCAGUCCUGCAGAUGUGAAAUGGAAACUACCAAUAAAAUUAUAUUGAGGACUUC
Xiphophorus hellerii (green swordtail) is the source of this 4146-nucleotide messenger RNA. RefSeq names its product karyopherin (importin) beta 3 (gene ipo5). The coding region runs from base 1 to 3282 and encodes 1093 amino acids. Lineage: Eukaryota; Metazoa; Chordata; Actinopteri; Cyprinodontiformes; Poeciliidae. Gene Ontology annotation, molecular function: protein binding. The record is from RefSeq and is a predicted model, not a curated record. The transcript has 26 exons. Gene Ontology annotation, biological process: protein import into nucleus.